Messenger RNA from Penicillium angulare, 1101 nucleotides. RefSeq names its product putative formamidopyrimidine-DNA glycosylase. Gene Ontology annotation, cellular component: nucleus. Gene Ontology annotation, molecular function: damaged DNA binding; DNA N-glycosylase activity; DNA-(apurinic or apyrimidinic site) endonuclease activity. Lineage: Eukaryota; Fungi; Ascomycota; Eurotiomycetes; Eurotiales; Aspergillaceae. Gene Ontology annotation, biological process: base-excision repair. The record is from RefSeq and is a predicted model, not a curated record. The transcript is spliced from 2 exons. The coding region runs from base 1 to 1101 and encodes 366 amino acids.
AUGCCCGAGCACACUGAAGUGGCGCGCAUAGUGCACUUUAUCCGCAAACAUUUGGUCGGCAAGACACUGUCCAAGGUCCAGGCACAACAUGAUGACAUCGUUUACGGCAAAGUUGGCACCAGCGCAGCUGAGUUCGAAAAAGCCAUACAAGGGAAGAAAGUGGUAGGUGCAGGGCAACAAGGAAAAUACUUCUGGAUUACAAUGUCGUCGCCUCCACAUCCAGUGAUGCAUUUUGGCAUGGCGGGAUGGCUGAAAAUCAAGGACGCCGACACAUAUUAUUAUCGCACCGAUAAACCAGCAGAUAAAGAGUGGCCACCCAAAUAUUGGAAAUUCUUGCUGGAAACCAGCGAUGACCCCAAGACCGAGGCUGCCUUUGUGGAUUUCCGCCGCUUGAGUCGUAUUCGCCUCGUGGAUUGUCCUAUUGAGGAGAUACGCCAGCAUACGCCUCUGAAAGAGAACGGGCCAGACCCAGUCGCGGAUAAAGAUCUUGUCAAUGAGUCUUGGCUGAUGGAGAAGUUGAGGAGCAAACGCGUACCAGUCAAGGCCCUACUGCUUGACCAAGCAAAUAUCAGCGGAAUUGGCAACUGGAUGGGAGACGAGAUCUUAUACCACGCCAAGAUUCACCCAGAACAAUACAGCAACACAUUGACCGAUGAUCAGAUCAAGGAGCUUCAUACUGCCAUGCAUUACGUCUUCACAACCGCCAUGGAUGUUCUGGCGGACUCGGAGAAGUUUCCUGAGCACUGGCUAUUCAAACAUAGAUGGGGCAAAGGGAAGAAGAAUCAAAACUCUGUCCUUCCAAAUGGAGAUAAAAUCACGUUUUUGACUGUUGGUGGCAGGACAAGUGCUGUCGUCCCUGCGGUACAGAAGAAGACCGGGUCAGUGUCUAAGGAUAUUGAUGACACAAAUGGUACCCCAGGGCCGAAAAGGAAGCGUUCUGUCAAAAAAGAACCAGAUUCAGAUGCCGAAACCAAGCCUCCGGUUAAGGAUCGGGUGACCAAGAGAAAAAGCGCUCCAGCUGUCAAGGAUGAAGAACCAGAAGAGAAGGAGAUUGAAAGGAUAGAUGUUGGAAGGCGUCGGUCAACUCGAUCAAGAAAAUAA